AAGGCCUCGUUGGGUUUUCUCCACGCUGAGUGGCUCAGCCGUCCCCGCCGCACGGCCGUGGGGGCUAUAAAGGCACGGGGUGGGACGCGGGGCUGAAACCUGCGCUACGGGACGGCAUGGCUGCUGCGCUCAUCGUGCUGCUGGCCCUGGGGGCUGCCGUGCAGGUGGCAGUGACUGAGCUGCCGCGUGAUGAGCACCAGGCCGUGGCUGCUGGGAGCCGCUGGGAGCAGCAAUGGCACCUGCUGGGGGACGGCUCAGCUGCGUGGGACGCAGAUGAAGGAGAUGCAAUGGGACCGGGCAAGGGGAUUAAAUGCAGAGCCUGCGUCGCUCUGGUGAAGAAGCUGCAGAAGAUUGUAGGUGACGACCCUGAUGAGGAGGCCAUCGACACAGCGCUGGACAAGGUGUGCAGUACAGGGAAACGCCAGAAGAACAUCUGCAGGCAGCUGGUGAAGAAGCUCCGGCAGCAGCUCAGCGAUGCGCUGCAAGAUGACGACGAUCCCCGCUCUGUGUGCACCACCCUGGGGAUGUGCAAGGGCUGAGCGCGGCCAGAGCCCACAUCCUGCGCCCCACAUCCUGUGCCAGAGCCCCACAUCCUGUGCGCAGACCCCACAUCCUGCAUGUGGACCCCAAAACGCAGACCCACAGCCCCGUCCCAGCCCUCCUUCCGCUCCCUGUUCCCAUGCAAUAAAGCCGCUCACCUCUUCUGUC
This is a messenger RNA of Lagopus leucura (white-tailed ptarmigan), 708 nucleotides long. RefSeq names its product antimicrobial peptide NK-lysin-like. Gene Ontology annotation, biological process: killing of cells of another organism; antimicrobial humoral immune response mediated by antimicrobial peptide; lipid metabolic process. The coding region runs from base 117 to 539 and encodes 140 amino acids. NCBI's taxonomy places the organism in Eukaryota, Metazoa, Chordata, Aves, Galliformes, Phasianidae. The transcript is spliced from 4 exons. The record is from RefSeq and is a predicted model, not a curated record. Gene Ontology annotation, cellular component: cytolytic granule.